GGCAGCACUCAAUGUUAUUCUGCAUCAGUGCGUGUCGCUCUUUUAGCUGUCAGAACUGAGGAGUUUGUUGUGUCCAGAUUUUCGGUGUUUAAUCUGAAAAGAUGGAGGAGUACCAUUCUGGAGAUGAAGUGUCUUUCAGCCCAGAUGAAGCAAGUAAUGUCGUUAAAGAGUGCAUCGAGGGUAUAAUUGGAGGUGUGGACUACAGCCAGAACAAAGUGAACCAGUGGACAGCCAGCAUAGUCGAACACACACUCACUCAGCUAGUCAAGCAGGGAAAACCAUUUAAGUACAUUGUUAACUGUGCUGUGAUGCAGAAAAGCGGUGCAGGUCUUCAUACAGCAAACUCUUGUUACUGGGACACUACUACUGAUGGAAGCUGCACAGUCCGGUGGGAGAAUCGCACCAUGUACUGUGUCGUCAGUGUGUUUGCUGUGGCUAUUGCGUUGUGAGCAGGAACCAAGGCUGAUACGUGCACAAACGCAGGCACAGAAGGGCAACUCUACCAUCGCCCUGAUGAUCACUUCCUAAAGUCUGUUUUGAAGCUGUCUGCUGCAAAAACCUCGACUGAGGAAUGACUUAAACCAUGUUCAUCUUUGUUUAUGCCCAAAUCACAAAGCUUAGACUGUAUUGCAAGUGCUUGUCUAUCAUGCAAACAUUGUACCUGUAGUUGCCUUUUCUUUUCUUUUUUUACUUGCAAAGGUAACACAUCUUUGCUCUAUAUAGAAUGAAAUGCAAAUACACAAAAAAAUGAACAGUUUUACUCAAUCCUCCCAUGUUCAUCUUACUCAAAAAAUUCCAAGGCAACCAAGGAAAAUUAAAUUAACUUGAGUUGAUUAAACAAAAAAAAAA
This is a messenger RNA of Myxocyprinus asiaticus (Chinese sucker), 849 nucleotides long. RefSeq names its product dynein light chain Tctex-type 3 (gene dynlt3). NCBI's taxonomy places the organism in Eukaryota, Metazoa, Chordata, Actinopteri, Cypriniformes, Catostomidae. Gene Ontology annotation, biological process: microtubule-based movement. The transcript is spliced from 5 exons. The record is from RefSeq and is a predicted model, not a curated record. Gene Ontology annotation, cellular component: kinetochore; cytoplasm; cytoplasmic dynein complex. The coding region runs from base 102 to 449 and encodes 115 amino acids. Gene Ontology annotation, molecular function: dynein intermediate chain binding.